Molecule: messenger RNA, 1044 nt
Organism: Caenorhabditis elegans
Lineage: Eukaryota; Metazoa; Nematoda; Chromadorea; Rhabditida; Rhabditidae
Product: C2 domain-containing protein
Exons: 6
Coding region: 79-747 (222 amino acids)
Source: RefSeq, marked reviewed
UUUGAGGGCACACAUUAGAGCACUCACUGCAUUUGGUCUGCAACUGACACUGAUCCUCUAGAUUUUAUAUCUCUAAAAAUGUCGACGAUGGAUUUGAGAAGAAAACUGAGCGAUUCUCGAAGCUCGUCAGAGUCAUCAUCAGAUGCUGUUACUCAGAAAUCAUCAUUGGAAAUUCAUUCACUUGGAGGUGCAACAUCUCCAUCACUUCUACCAGUUUCGCCAUCAAUGCAUUCAAAUGGUAUUUCACGUGGACAUAAUGGAGACAGUCGGAGAAGUAGUAUGGUUGAUGCAACUGGAAGAUUUUGUAGUCAACCGAUGAGCGGUUCUCCCGAGAUUCUCGUUGGCCUCUGCUAUGAUGAUAAACAUGAAGUUGUGUCAGUCUGUAUUGAGAAAGCAUCUUCACUUGGUUCAGACACUGCUCAUCCUCCAGAUUCUUUUAUAAGAAUAAUUGGUCUUGAUGAAUUCAGCACAGAGCUCUCUCGUCAUAAAACAGAUACAGUGAAGCAUUCAACACAACCAGUUUACAGUCAUCAUUGUACUAUGAGAUUUUCAAAAGACAAAGUCGAGACAUCAACAGUCCGAGUUGAAGUAUGGACAGUCACCGGAAUUCUUCGUCGUAAAGUUCAAAUUGGCUCAAUUUCCAUUGGAUUUGCUUCAUCAACCCCUGAUGCCAACGAGCAUUGGCAACAGAUGAUGCAGGGCGCCGGAAUCACAGUAUCAAAAUGGCAUGCAAUCCAAUCUGAAUAAUUAUUUUUAUUUUUUAUGCUUACCAUGACAAUCAGUCAAAAAAAAAUAUUCAUUGCUUGGUUUUUGCUUCCUAGAUCUCUUAUUUCUUUUAUAUUGUUUUAAAGUUUCUUUUUUUAAUAUUUCGGUUUAAGUUUAUUGUCUCGAUAGAACGCGUUUUCAUAUUGAUUAACUAAUUAUCUUCUUCUUGAUUUCCCAACUUCUUAAUAUAAUACGUAUUGCGGUUUUAUUUGUGAUUAUCUUAUUCCCCUAUUUCAUUUUAUACGAAGAAAAAAAUAAAAUUGAUUGAAGUUUAUAAAU